AUGCACUUCGCGGACUUUGGGCCCAAGCUCGCCUUGAACCAGUCGAAGAUCUCAGACGAGGAGAACUAUUUCCUCAAGCUCCCGCCGGCGGCGGCGAUCGGAAACCACGACGAGGGCGUCGACAGAUACCCGGUGGAUGAAGGGCCGAGAGAAUCGGAGAACAACUCGUCGGUUCAACACCAGAGAACGGAUGCCCCCGAGGCGAAGAACAAGAGGAAGAGACCGAGGUCGUCGAAGACGACCGAGGAGGUGGAAAUUCAGAGGAUGACCCAUAUCGCCGUCGAGAGGAAUAGAAGGAAGCAGAUGAACGAGCACCUCCGUGUACUCAGGUCUCUCAUGCCCAGCUCCUACGUUCAGAGGGUAAGAACAGAAGAUGCUUCUUCUUCUUCUUCUUCUCCUUCUUCUUCCUUUUCUUCUUCGACUUCGAAUCUGACAGCGGGGUCUUCUGGGUUGGUGCAGGGAGACCAAGCGUCUAUCAUCGGCGGCGCUAUAGAGUUCGUGAGGGAGCUGGAGCAGCUCCUACAGUGCCUGGAGUCCCAGAAAAGGCGGAGGAUGGUGGGCGGUGAAGCUCUGAGGGCGCCGCCGGCGGAGGCUCAGGCCCAUCUUCCUCCUCCCUUCUUUCCGGGGGUUGACCAGAUGAAGGCUCUGGAGUACGAGGCGGCCAUCGGCGGCGGCGCCGCCGCCGCCGGGGAGGAGGCGGCUGAGAGCAAGUCUUGCCUGGCCGACGUGGAGGUGAAGCUUCUGGGGUUUGACGCCAUGAUCAAGAUCUUGUCCCGGCGGCGACCUGGGCAGCUGCUGCGGACUAUUGCCGCCCUGGAGGACCUGCAGCUCAACAUUCUCCACACAAACAUCACCACCAUCGAGCAGACCGUUCUCUACUCCUUCAACGUCAAGGUAAAUCAAAACAUUCACGACACAAAACCGCAUUUCUUUUAAAAUUCUAGCUUUCAGAGAGGGAGAUUGUGUGAUAGGAAGUUUGCUCAUAGGAGAGAGAGACACAGGGAAAGAUGGAAACCGGUUCUCAGAGAUAGGUUAAUGCUUGUGUGCGUGUGUGUGUGUGUGUGAGAGAGAGAGAGAGAGAGACUGAUUCUCAGAUAGAAAGCUGUGUAAAAGAGGGAGGGAUGAUGCUUAUGAGAGAGAAAGAGACAGAUGCUGUUUACGUGAGAGAGGGAUACUGCUAAUGUGAGAGGAUACUGUUUAUGAUAUGAGAGAGAGAGAGGGAGAGAGAGAGAUUCUCAGAUAGAAAGCUAUGUAAAAGAGGGAGGGAUGAUGCUUAUGAGAGAGAGAAAGAGGCUGUUUUCAGAGCAAAAUGGCAUAGGCUCAUGGUAUCCCCCACGUCUUCAAUGCGAGCAGAUUGCAGGCGAAGUGAGGUUCAGCGCAGAGGACAUAGCAAGCUCGAUCCAGCAGAUCUUCAGCUUCAUCAACGCUGGCGCCAUCUGA
Molecule: messenger RNA, 1440 nt
Organism: Spirodela intermedia
Lineage: Eukaryota; Viridiplantae; Streptophyta; Magnoliopsida; Alismatales; Araceae
Source: the annotation of a GenBank genome assembly